AUGGCAUUGGCGACGCCGCUCCGCCACCUCCUCGCCGCGCAGCCCGAGCCCGCCGCCGGAGCGGCGCCGUCCUUGGCCCUGACGCAGCCAGGACGCGCCUUCCCACCCCACCGUGGCGUCCGCUUCCGCGCCAGGCACGCGGCGGCGCCCUUAUCGUCGCCACCUGCCAGGGCCGCCGGGGUCGCGGCGAGGGCGGCGGGCGGGGGGCGGCCGACGGUGCUGGUCACGGAGAAGCUGGGGGCGGCGGGGCUGGAGCUGCUGCGGGCGUUCGCCAACGUGGACUGCGCGUACGAGCUGACGGCGGAGGAGCUGCGCGCCAAGGUGUCGCUGGUGGACGCGCUGGUGGUGCGCAGCGCCACGCGGGUGACCCGGGAGGUCUUCGAGGCGGCGCGCGGGCGGCUGCGCGUCGUGGGCCGCGCCGGCGUCGGCAUCGACAACGUCGACCUCCAGGCCGCCACGGAGGCCGGCUGCCUCGUCGUCAACGCGCCCACCGCCAACACCGUCGCCGCCGCCGAGCACGCCGUCGCGCUGCUCGCCGCCAUGGCCCGCAAUGUCGCCCAGGCCGACGCCUCCCUCAAGACCGGCAAAUGGCAGCGUAGCAAAUAUGUCGGCGUUUCCUUGGUUGGAAAGACAAUAGCUAUUAUGGGCUUCGGGAAGGUUGGUUCAGAGGUUGCUCGACGCGUGAAAGGACUUGGAAUGGAUGUCAUUGCUCAUGACCCAUAUGCCCCCGUCGAUAGAGCCCGAGCUAUCGGUGUAGAUCUCGUAUCAUUCGAUGACGCCAUCUCCACUGCAGACUUCAUAUCACUGCAUAUGCCUCUAACACCAUCAACAACAAAAAUUUUCAACGACGAGACUUUUGCAAAAAUGACGAAAGGAGUAAGGCUUAUCAAUGUUGCGAGGGGUGGAGUGGUUGAUGAAGAAGCAUUGCUGAGAGCACUUGAUAAUGGGACUGUUGCACAGGCAGCACUCGACGUGUUCUUUGAAGAGCCACCGCCGAAAGACAGCAAGUUAGUACACCAUGAAAAUGUCACAGUGACACCGCACCUUGGAGCUAGCACAACAGAAGCACAGGAAGGAGUUGCCCUUGAAAUCGCACAGGCUGUUAUCGGUGCACUGAAAGGUGAACUGGCUGCCACUGCUGUCAAUGCCCCAAUGGUCUCUGCUGAGAUUUUAGCCGAGUUAUCCCCAUAUGUCAUCCUUGCUGAGAAGCUGGGACGUCUUGCCGUGCAACUCGUGGCUGGUGGCAGUGGGAUCAAGGCAGUCAAGGUCGUUUACUCAUCGGCUAGAGACCCGGAUGACUUGGACACAGGAAUUCUCCGCGCCAUGGUCACGAAAGGCAUCGUCGAACCCAUUUCAAGUGCAUUUGUCAACAUUGUCAAUGCUGACUACGUCGCCAAGCAACGAGGGCUCCGCAUAAUCGAGGAGCAGAUUCUCCUCGACGGCUCCCCUGAGGUCCCUAUAAACUCCAUCCAGGUCCAGCUUGCCAAUGUGGAGUCCAAGUUCGCCGGCGCGCUGUCCGACGACGGUGACAUCAGGGUGGAGGGGAAGGUUAAGGAUGGCACGCCGCAUCUCACGCUCGUCGGCCCUUUCAGCGUCGACGUCAGCCUUGAGGGCAACUUGUUGCUGUGCCGGCAGGUCGACCAGCCGGGCAUCAUCGGCAAGGUGGGAUCGAUUCUCGGGACGAUGAACCUGAAUGUCAACUUUAUGAGCGUUGGCAGGAUUGCUCCAGGGAAGCAGGCCAUCAUGGCCAUUGGGAUUGAUGAGGAGCCUGAUAAGGAAGCUCUCAAGUUGAUCGGGGAGACGCCCUCGGUACAGGAGUUUGUCUUUCUAAAGCUUUAG
Triticum turgidum subsp. durum (durum wheat) is the source of this 1839-nucleotide messenger RNA. The record is from the annotation of a GenBank genome assembly. NCBI's taxonomy places the organism in Eukaryota, Viridiplantae, Streptophyta, Magnoliopsida, Poales, Poaceae.